AUGGAGGAGAUAAACAGACGAGAAGCCUACUCGCUGUUGAUGAUUUGUACAUCUGAAAUGGGUGUAUAAUGUUUGUUGGGCGCAGUUUUGCUCGUCGCGUUUGUUGACGUGGCUGUUGUUACAUUGAAACUACAUUUUGAAGGGGAAAGCUAAUGGUUGUGUCAACAUGGACCGUGACCUAAGUCCCCAGGAUAAAAAGGACUUGGACAAGUUCAUUAAGUUCUUUGCCCUGAAGACCGUUCAGGUGAUAGUCCAAGCCCGUCUCGGAGAGAAAAUCUGCACUCGCUCUUCCUCAUCACCUACAGGCUCUGACUGGUUUAAUUUGGCCAUUAAAGACAUACCAGAGGUGACCCAUGAAGCCAAGAAGGCUCUGGCCGGGCAACUUCCCGGCAUCGGACGCUCCAUGUGUGUUGAGAUCUCCCUGAAGACAUCAGAGGGCGACUCAAUGGAGUUAGAGACUUGGUGCCUGGAGAUGAAUGAAAAGUGCGAUAAGGACAUCAAGGUGUCUUAUACGGUGUACAACCGUCUGUCUGUCCUCCUGAAGUCUCUGCUGGCCAUCACCAGAGUCACACCUGCCUAUAAACUGUCCAGAAAGCAGGGACACGACUAUGUCAUAUUAUACAGGAUCUACUUUGGUGAAGUCCAGCUGAGUGGAUUAGGGGAAGGUUUCCAGACGGUGCGCGUCGGUGUCGUUAGCACCCCUGUGGGCACAGUCACACUUUCAUGUGCCUACCGCACCAACCUGGCAUUCAUGUCUAACAGGCAGUUUGAGCGAUCCGCUCCCAUCAUGGGAAUCAUUGUGGAUCACUUUGUGGAUCCUCCCUGCAGCGGCCAGCGUCCUGCGACUAUGGGACACCCCUGCAACUACAGAGCUCCAGAUGAGGAGGACGGAUUUGCAGGAGUUCAGGAUUCGCAGGAGGUCUGCACCACCUCCUUCUCCACCUCCCCUCCCUCCCAGUGUGUGUGUACACUGAGUCCAUCUCCUUCCAAACUGUCUAAGCCCCUCCCCCUGGGCAGUCUGCAGCUUCCACUGGCUCCUGGACUUAUCACUCACACUCUUUAUGCUUCCAGAUUAUCCUACCAGCCUGCUGCUCUGGCAGGAGCUGAUCUCUGUCACCCCGCUGCCAAUCCAAACCAGGUAUUGCAUGCUGGGAAGGAGGGCGGGGUUUUGCUGGUUCCUGCCUAUCCUCCUCAUGGAGCAGACGCUCAUCUGACAGUCGAGCAUGCCCCCAACACACCUGGCAGCAGCGGUGAUGGCGACGGUCUGUCGCAGAGUGAAGAUGGAAGGAGGGAUGACGGGAGGAGGAGUGCUUCUCCCACCGACCCAGUGGAGGCUCUCAACGCAUUCACAAGGAAAGUCGGAGCCUUUGUCAACAGACCCGUCACACAGAUAACAGCAGCGAGUCUGGACCUUCCAUUUGCUGCAUUUGCUCCUCGAGGCCUGGGCUCGGAGGAGAAUGAUCCCAUGGUGCAGCCCCCAGACUCCCCUCCCUGUCCGUCCCCCCUGCAGGCCAGCCUUCACUCUCAGGGCUCAGAGGGAUCAGGGCCGCAGGACGAUUUCGUCAUGAUCGACUUUAGACCUGCCUUUUCUAAAGACGACUUGUUGCCGAUGGAUUUGGGUACCUUCUACAGAGAGUUUCAGAAUCCUCCACAGCUGGCCAGUCUCUCACUACACAUCAGCUCACAGUCGAUGGCCGAUGACCUGGACUCGCUGCCAGAGAAACUUGCCGUCUACGAGAAAAACAUUGACGAGUUUGACGCUUUUGUGGACAUGCUCCAGUAGAAGAGGAAAAGGCAGACAGGAGAGGACUACAUGUGAGAACAGACGGGCAGACACGCUGGAGGCUCUUUAGUUGUUAGUCCUGUGAGACACUCAGACCAAAUCACCACGUUCUGAUAUGAAGCUCCUCGUUUCUGACGUUUUCCUCUCACCUUCCCAUCCGGCACGCUCACCUCACUGCUCCACAUGUCGUCGUCUUCACUGUAAAUACUGUAAUAUUUCCUCUGACACCGGCAUCUCUCCCCACUCUUCGGUCUGGUAGUUAUAAUUCAAACUGAAAAAUCUGUUUUGUGGCAAAAAAAUGCUCUUGUUAAAUCAGAAAUUCAGAUGAGGACACUCAAGCUUUUAAUUAACUGUAGUUCAGUAUAAUCUCUCCUUUACGCCACCGCCUUCCUGAUCACAUCGGAGCUGAAAGAUGAGCGACGUUUCUGUAGAAAUCAAAUCAAUAUUGUUUGUGUAACAGACUUCGGAAAAAGGCUUUUUUUUCUUCCAUCAUUGAAAAUACUGAAAAGCUGGUCUUGGCAGAAAAAAAAAAAUCAGUUGACGCUAAUCGUGUGAUGUGAAAUUGACAGUUUCAAAAGCAACAAGCCUCAUUUAUUUGCUCCCAGCUGGACUGGGGAUUUAAACUUCCUACUGCAAUGCCAACGGAUUCUAAAGUGAAUUGACUACAGCCCUUGUACGUGCAGAGUGGAUACACAUAUUCCAAUUCGAUUUGUUUUGGAGCUACGCUCUGUUGCCUGUUAUAUGAAAACUUGUCUAAAACAAAUUCAACAGCCCUGCAAUCAAUCCUAACUUAAUGAAUUAGUAAAUGAUGAGAUAUUAGAAUCACCUCUUUAUAACAAAACCAUUUAAUGGAACUAAACAUUCAAGUCUUUGCAGGACUGUUGCAUUUGUUUUGAGUUAACUACUAAACUGGCAGCUCUGCACUUUAAGAAGUCAGUUAAACAUACAUAUGUAUAUUUUGGGAUAAACAUUUCCUGCUGUCUACAGAAGGCACCAGGUCACCAUCCAUGAAUUGUUUGGUUGAAAAGCUUUAAACAUUUGCUGUUGGUCUCGGUGUCCUAAUAAAAGCAUGGUUGCUGUUAAAACAA
This is a messenger RNA of Scophthalmus maximus (turbot), 2871 nucleotides long. RefSeq names its product ATG13 autophagy related 13 homolog (S. cerevisiae) (gene atg13). The record is from RefSeq and is a predicted model, not a curated record. Gene Ontology annotation, biological process: piecemeal microautophagy of the nucleus; mitophagy; autophagosome assembly. The transcript is spliced from 18 exons. Gene Ontology annotation, cellular component: Atg1/ULK1 kinase complex; phagophore assembly site; extrinsic component of membrane. Bases 167 to 1783 code for a protein of 538 amino acids. NCBI's taxonomy places the organism in Eukaryota, Metazoa, Chordata, Actinopteri, Pleuronectiformes, Scophthalmidae.